AUGGCUUCCAACAGCAGCCUCUUCUCACUCGAGCAAGUGCUGAAUGUCAUUGGAGUAUUAACUGUCCUUUGGCUGUCUCUCAAAAUUGUGUUGGUUAUAGGACAGGUUUUCAGAGUUCACGUGCUGUCUGAGAAGUGGAAAGGGGUAGAUGUCGCUUCCUAUGGGCCUUGGGCAGUGGUGACUGGAGCCACAGCUGGUAUUGGAAAAGCCUACGCCCAUGAGCUUGCUAGAAGGGGCCUCAAUGUGGUUCUUAUCAGCCGCUCCAUGGAAAAACUGAAGCAGGUGGCCGCUGAAAUUGAGGAGCAGCACAGCCAAAGCACCAAGGUGAUCCAAGCCGAUUUCACACAGGGCUCAGAACUCUAUGAGACCAUUCGAGCCAAUUUGCAGGGUCUGGAGAUUGGCAUUCUGGUGAACAAUGUUGGUCAGACAAAAAACCGUCCAGGGUAUUUUCUGGAUGAUGAUAACCUUGACAAGUAUAUAGAUGACAUGGUGAAUUGCAACACGCUUUCCAUCACGAAGGUAUUUGAUGAUUUCUUCUCACAAGCUUUAGGCAUUGAAUAUAGAUCCAAAGGCAUCAUUGUGCAGAGCGUCAUGCCCCUGUUUGUUGAAUCCAACUUGAGCACUCAUGUCAAGAGGUUCUGGAAGAUAUCAGCAAAGACGUUUGCGCGCCAGGCCUUGAAUUCUGUGGGACUCACCAGCAGAACCCCUGGAUGUUUUAGCCAUUAUGUUCAGGUGCAGGCCGGCUGCGGAGGAAUUUUUUCAAGCUUCCGGAAGCUUCAGAGCGCUUCGAGCGCUCCCGCCUCCCCUCCGUCUCACGCCAAGAGCAGCCGUUUCCCGCCCGAUGGUCACGUAAAGGAGUGGGGGUGCUGA
Euleptes europaea (tarantolino) is the source of this 870-nucleotide messenger RNA. RefSeq names its product very-long-chain 3-oxoacyl-CoA reductase-like. NCBI's taxonomy places the organism in Eukaryota, Metazoa, Chordata, Lepidosauria, Squamata, Sphaerodactylidae. The transcript has 9 exons. Gene Ontology annotation, cellular component: endoplasmic reticulum. Bases 1 to 870 code for a protein of 289 amino acids. Gene Ontology annotation, molecular function: oxidoreductase activity. The record is from RefSeq and is a predicted model, not a curated record.